Amblyraja radiata (thorny skate) is the source of this 1693-nucleotide messenger RNA. Its product is annotated as wiskott-Aldrich syndrome protein family member 3-like. The record is from RefSeq and is a predicted model, not a curated record. Gene Ontology annotation, cellular component: cytoskeleton; lamellipodium; SCAR complex. Gene Ontology annotation, biological process: actin cytoskeleton organization; positive regulation of Arp2/3 complex-mediated actin nucleation. Lineage: Eukaryota; Metazoa; Chordata; Chondrichthyes; Rajiformes; Rajidae. The transcript is spliced from 8 exons. The coding region runs from base 18 to 1523 and encodes 501 amino acids. Gene Ontology annotation, molecular function: Arp2/3 complex binding; actin binding; protein kinase A regulatory subunit binding.
GCCAAUUUGAAUGAAAGAUGCCUCUCAUUAAGAGGAUUAUUGAACCAAGGCAUCUGUGUCGUGGGGCCUUGCCAGAAGGUGUCACCAGUGAGUUGGAAUGUGUGACAAACAGCACAUUGGCUGCCAUUAUAAAGCAGCUUGGCAGUCUCAGUAAACAUGCAGAAGAUAUAUUCGGAGAGCUUUUCAAUGAAGCUAACAAUUUCUGCCUGCGAGUUCAUUGCCUCCAGGAGAGAAUUGAUUGCCUGGCAAUUAAAGUCACCCAACUGGACUCUACCGUGGAGGAAGUUUCGCUACAGGACAUCAACAUGAGGAAAGCAUUUAAAAGUUCGACCACACAGAACCAGCAGGUGGUCUCGCGGACAACCAUCCCAAACCCAGUGUUGGAAAUGUUCGAGAAAUGCGACAAGCCCCCGCCUCUCAACAUCCUGACGCCGUACAGGGAUGACAGGAAAGACGGGCUGAAGUUUUACACCGACUCCUCCUACUUCUUCAAUUUGUGGAAAGAGAAGAUGCUGCAGGCCACGGAGGAUAAAAGGAAGGAAAAACGAAGGCAAAAGGAGCAGAAGCUGGUGGAAGAUGCCACUCGCGAGGUGAAGAAAAUCCGCAAAGCACGGACCAGGCGGCCAGAAUGGGAUGUGAUGGGGCGCGAUAAAGAAUUCCGAGCUGAUCACAGGUUUUCCCCGUCCCCCUACCACGCUGCAUCUUCCGAAGGAUCCGUCUCGCCAGAUACCAGGUCCUUCGUAUCUGAUAUGGGAGAGCUUUCGUAUCCUGCGAGUCCGAACCAUCCUGUUCAGCAGUCGACAGUUUACGUGCCUGAUCACAAGGAGCUUCUGACGGCUGUAACUCAGGCACAGGAUCGAGUGUACAAAUUACCUCCCGCUAACAUCAGGCAAACGUCACUAACUCGAGCUCAGCAACCUCACCUGACAAAGCCUGCCGAGGCUGUGCUCAAUGGACCCAGACACCUUCUCAAAGAGUACAGUGCGCAGCCGGUGCAGUUGGCGGAGUACUACACGCCACCCAUCCCUGCUCCUCCACCCCCACCCCCUCCCCUUAUCCCUUCAGCCCAAACUGCGUUUGACAGCCCCAUCUCCGCACCUCCCCCACUUGCGCUCAGUGCCGUGGCAGCAGCGGGCCGCACGUACACCCCCUCACCCCCCCCGCCCGCCCCUCCCUUGUCUUACACCCCCACACCCCCUGGCCCUCCUGCCGCGCCCCCACCUCCUCCCCCUGGCCCUCCCAUCUUUGUCCCCUCCAGCCUGCACACUGCCUCACCACCAUCAGCCAUGGAAAUAAAGAAGGCACAAGCAACUCUGAUGCCAAUCAGCGAUGCUCGAAGUGACCUGCUCGCUGCUAUUCGAAGAGGAAUUCAACUGCGGAAAGUACAAGAACAGCGAGAGCAAGAAGCCAAGAAGGAGCCGGUUGGCAACGACGUGGCCACCAUCUUGUCUCGUAGAAUCGCGGUGGAGUACAGCGAAUCUGACGAUGACUCUGAACUGGACGAGAACGAGUGGUCUGAUUAGCAAGGUUACACGGGGUAUCUGCGUUACGGUGCUCGGCGUGGCCCGGCCUUGGUGGGUUUCUGUUGGGUUUUUUCAGGAGUGUGGUGCACGUACAUUUACAGAUCGCCCGCAAAUGUAUCGUCUGCAACCGCGUCCAAGUAAAGCACACACACACACACACGCACGCACGC